Molecule: messenger RNA, 2556 nt
Organism: Cajanus cajan (pigeon pea)
Lineage: Eukaryota; Viridiplantae; Streptophyta; Magnoliopsida; Fabales; Fabaceae
Source: RefSeq, a predicted model, not a curated record
CACUCCAAUAGAUUCUUUUCCAUCAACAUGAUCUUCAUCAUAUUUAAUUAAUUAAUUUAUGUUUAGAGAGAAUGUUCAGAUAGUUCAACAACUUAUUUUAUUAGUCACUUCUAGUGUCUUCUUCAGUCAUUCUCUAAAUUUCUGGCAUGUGAUCUUUUGGUUCUUCUUUCAUUCUCAACUUGUUUGUCUAUUAUCAUAUUUUCCUUUUUAUCUUUCUUCUUUUGCAUCAUCAGUUCUAUCAGUUUUACCCCACACUGAUCCAGCUUCUUCUUUAGUAUCACCAUGUUAUUCGAAUAAAUUUGUGAGUUGUUUGAAAUCUUGAUCACAAUGGAAACCACAUAUUUCCCACUUAGGUGGGAGAGCACUGGGGACCAAUGGUGGUAUGCAUCUCCAAUAGAUUGUGCUGCUGCAAAUGGCCACUAUGACUUGGUUCGUGAGUUGCUUCGAAUUGACAACAACCACCUCUUCAAGCUCACAUCACUGCGCCGAAUUCGUCGACUAGAAGUGGUGUGGGAUGAUGAAGAACACUUCAGUGAUGUUGCAAAGUGUCGUUCACAAGUGGCCCAGAAACUGCUUCAUGAGUGUGAGUCCAAGAGAGGGAGCAGCAAGAACUCUCUAAUCCGUGCAGGGUAUGGAGGGUGGCUAAUCUACACUGCUGCAUCAGCUGGGGACUUGAGUUUUGUGCAGCAACUUCUUGAGAGGAACCCUUUGUUGGUGUUUGGAGAAGGGGAGUAUAAUGUCACUGAUGUGUUCUAUGCUGCUUCCAGGGGCAAGAACUGUGAGGUUUUUAGGCUGGUUUUUGAUUUUGCAGUUUGUCCAAGGCUUGUGACAGGAAAAGGUGGGGUUUUGGAGGAGCAUGUUGGGGAUGUUCCUCCUGUUUAUAAGUGGGAGAUGAGUAAUAGGGCUGUCCAUGCUGCUGCUAGAGGGGGUAGUGUGGAGAUUUUGGAGGAGUUUCUUGCCAAUUGCUCUGAUGUUUUGGCUUAUAGAGAUGCUCAGGGAUCUACUAUCUUGCAUUCUGCUGCAGGAAGAGGCCAGGUUGAGGUGGUCAAAUAUCUCACAUCAUCCUUUGACAUUAUCAACUCCACAGAUCAUCAGGGAAACACUGCUUUACAUGUGGCUGCUUACAGGGGCCAAUUAGCUGCAGUUGAAGUUCUAGUUUCUGCAUCUCCUGCAUUGAUCUCUCAGAGAAACAACACUGGAGAAACAUUCCUCCAUAAGGCAGUGUCUGGUUUUCAGUCUACCUCAUUCAGAAGAUUGGACAGACAAAUUGAGCUUUUGAGGAAGCUAGUGAGUGAUGAAACGUUUCACAUGGAGGAAGUCAUCAAUGUGAAGAACACAGAUGGAAGAACUGCUCUCCACAUUGCCACGAUUGGGAAAAUCCACACUGAUGUUGUUAAACUCCUCAUGACUACUCCAUCCAUAAAUGUGAAUGUGAGUGAUGCUGAUGGCAUGAACGCACUUGAUUACCUUAAGCAAAGUCCCAAUUCAGCAGCAUCAAAUGUACUAAUUAGGAGAUUAGUUGCAGCUGGGGGAAUGUUCAAUCACCAAGGCAAUGGUUCAAGAAAAGGCAUAGCUUCUUCACACAUGAAAAUGCAUAGCAUUGGUGGCAGUCCUGGAACAUCAUUCAGAAUCUCAGACACUCAGAUAUUUUUGCACACAGGAAUUGAGAAUGCAUCAGAUGCUAGUACUGAUCAAGGAAGUGCAGGAAUGAGUUCAUCUUCAUCAGAACACACUGCAUAUGACUCAGCAGCAGAGAAUAGGCCUUCAACAACAAGCGAAAGGCCUUCGGUGGCGGCCGGAUUGAAGCGUGUCCUUCAGUGGCCACUGGUGAAGGACAAGAAAGGUGAGGGGAUGAGGAAUUCAAUGGAUGAAGGCUCAGUGGACUCAUGCAGAAAAUGGGACAUCAUCACAGAUGAAAUUCCAACCCCACUUAGACAAAGAUUCUUUAGGCAUUCAGCACUUCCAAACAACAAAAGGAACCUAUCUGUGAGGAGUUACCAGUCAAGUCCAAAUGCUAAGAAGAGAUUUGCUUCAGGACCGGUGCAAGUAAAGGUUUCAAGAAGAUCAAGCUCUAGUUCCUUUUCUAUAUCAUCAUUUUCAUCACCUACAUCAACAGAUAAGCAAAAGGGUGUUUGCAUUGACAGUGAUGGUGCUGGACCAUCUUGCACAAGUCAUCAAAAUGAUAAAUCAACAAAUUCAGGGAAGAGAGCUUCUGUUAGCAAAAAGAUAAGGGGCCAUUAUUUCUGUUUUUCAAAAGCCUCAGUAAACAGGCAGCAAGAAAGCCAUUGUUACAAGGAUCAUGAUGUUUUUGUGAAUGGUUUAAUUGGAUGAAAUUAGCUAAUUCCUGAACAGUAUGUUGUCAAAUACACCGAAGGAAAAGGUGCUUCAUUAAUGCAAAACUGCACUGUCAAGAUUUGAGCGCAUCUAGUGCAUUCUUUGUUUGCAAGAUUUUAUAGAUAGUAUUAGUAUGUGAUGAUUUGAGAUGUACAUUUUCUGCACUACUGUUAAAACGUGCUUUUUAUCAUAUUGACAUCAAAUAAGUGGAGUUUGGCGAAA